AUUUAUUUUUAUACGCAUUAAGAGACAGAAAAUUAUGGUUGUCACCCCGGAUAUUGAUAGUGUGUGACCAGGAGAGGACGGACAAAAUUCGGGUCUUGCGGCAACUUCAAACACAUCAAGAGUGGAUAGGAAUCAUUGCUCCGUUGAACAUGCCUGAAGUAGAUUUGGGUUUCGCUGAAAAAUGCCCCAGCUGGAAGUUGGAGAGUAGAUUUUUCCCAAGCAAGAUAGGUGGUGCUCCUGCAUGGCUCAACUUGGCUGAACUUCCAAACCCUGACCAACUUUCCUGCUCCAAGUGCAAUAAUCAAUUGAAGUUCCUGUGUCAAAUCUACGCUCCGGUUAAUGAGAAAUCAGACUGCUUCCACCGCACAAUUUUUGUAUUUUUCUGUUCCUCAGCAGAAUGUUCCAAUGUUAAUAGAGGUAGUUUUAAAGUAUUCCGAUGCCAACUUCCCCGUGAAAAUGCGCAUUAUCCGUCUGAGCCAUGUCCAGAAACUGAAUCAGCAAACAGUGAUUUGACUCCAGAGAAGUUUGGGAUAAGCCUCUGUGCUGUGUGUGGUGUAAAGGGGCCAUUUAGCUGCAGCCAGUGUAAAAAAGUGCACUACUGCAGUAAAGAACAUCAACGGCUUGAUUGGAAAGGCAGCCACAAGCAAGCUUGCAAGACUGGCCAACAGAGCUCCGUCAAGUCAGAGUUUCUCUUACCAGAAUUUGAGAUUGUGAUCGAGCCUGACGAUUACUCAGAUUCUGAGGCAAGUAACAGUGACUCUGAAGAUGACAAUAAAACUGAGGUCAACCAAGAGCUCUUCAGGAAAAUGAUGGAAGAGGGAAAAGCGGGUACCCUAUCAGAUACCAAGGACGUUGAUGAUGAUUUAAAGCAGAUGGCUUUAGGUGAAGAGGACAAACAACUGUCCAAGUUCAAAUCCAUUGUGAAACGGUGCCCGGAGCAAAUAUUACGUUAUCAGUUGGAUGGCUCACCAUUGUGGAUUUCUGAUAAAGAUGUCCCUCAACCUGAAGACAUUCUUAAAUGCACUGAGUGUCAUGGAGAAAGAGUUUUUGAAUUUCAGAUCCUACCUCAGAUGCUCAAUCACAUGAAAUGGGAUCAAUUGAAAGAAGAAAGUAUCGACUGGGGAGUCUUAGCUGUUUACACCUGCCAAAAUAACUGUGUAACAGGUCCGGCUUACAAAGAAGAGUUCUUGUGGAGGCAGGCCCUGAGGUGACCUUCUAUUAAAAUUUGAAAUUUUUUUACUCAAUCUAGUUUUUUUAUGUUCUCGUUAUUCAUUUUUUUUCGUAUUAAAGUAUUUUCUCUU
Molecule: messenger RNA, 1301 nt
Organism: Bemisia tabaci
Lineage: Eukaryota; Metazoa; Arthropoda; Insecta; Hemiptera; Aleyrodidae
Product: Zinc finger protein RP-8
Cellular component (GO): nucleus; cytoplasm
Source: RefSeq, a predicted model, not a curated record